GUCAAAUUUUCAAGUGGAGAUCAUAUUUUUGACAUAACUGAAUUUAUGAACUCUUGUAGCAAACAGUGUUUAUGGUAUUGUGGUGCAAACUAGUAUUCUUUCAUUUUUUAUUCGCCAGUGGAACCCGACGUUCUAAUUGAUAUGGAACCGAAGUGUUUUUUGUGUGGUAAUAGUGGGAAUAUUAAAACUUUCAAUAAUAAUUCAUUCACGAAAUGUCAGGUGUCGUUAAGGAUUCGGAUUAAACAUCAGCUGGGACAUGAAAAUGUGGUACUUCCAGAAAACGGCGAUUUAAGUAUUGGCUACCACUCCAGGCCAUGCUACAGUAAUUUCAAUGCUAUUAAUGCCAGAUAUAGGGAACCUGAAACAUCAUAUUCGCAACUACAGCAUACAUUACAAGACAAUUCGACACAAGAUUUAACAGAACUUGAAAAAUCCCAAGUUUCUUCACAAACGGAACAAACACCGGAUGAUAACCAGGAUGUAUGUAUCGAAAGGGUUGAAAGUAAUUCAAGUAAUAAUGAACUUCUUGCAUCCAGAACUUGCAUAUUUUGCAAAAAGAAGUACAAAAGAUUAAAAGGACGCCCAUAUAAACUUAGCUACAGUGCAGACGCUAAACUGUUUGAAAAUAUAAAGGAAUUUGCUACAAAAGUGAAUGAUUACAAUGUACUGAAUGAAAUCAAUACCUACGCGUGCAGUAACAAUUCGAUUCCAUACCAUAACAUUUGUAGAAUUAAUUAUCAUGGAAAAGAAAUUGCUGGGAACCGCCAAAAAACAGAUUGGCAUGAUCUUCGUGAUCACUAUGAAUCAGCUUUUAAACAGUUAUGUUUAUUCGUCAAAGAUUAUAUCAUAGACAAAGGAAAUUGCUGCUUCGUCGAAUUCAUUGAAGAUUUAUAUUUAGAAUUUCUGUCCCAAUCCUAUGGCGAUCCUAGCAUUAAUAAAUCAAUGUUUUCCAGUCGACAUAUUCCACAACGACUAGUAAACAAAUAUAAGAAACAUAUUAGAUUCGAAGGUAAAAAAAUUAUCCAACCUUGCAAAAUGAGUGUUGUACCCAGUCCGACCGAGAUAAAAGACCGCGAUCUUCUUCAGCGUGCAGCUUUACUGCUGAGACAAUACAUUCGUAACAUAGAGUAUUCUAAAUUAGAUAAUAACAUGUCAACAGAAGAUCUGUUAUUAGGAGAAUGCAAAUUCCCAGAGCACCUUACUUCGUUCUUCACAACAUUACUUGCAGCGUUUGAUUAUAGACGAAGAAAAAGUGCAAAAACCACUAGAUUAGUUCAAUCUUUCUCAUCAGAUGUUGUGUUUGCUGUGACUAACGGUGAAAUAAAACCGUCAAAGCAAAUAACACUUGGAAUUGCAUUGAAAAGUUUGUGCAACAGCAAGAAAAUUAUUAAAAUCGUCCAUAGAUAUGGGCACAUUUGUAGCUACGAUACGCUUCAAGAUAUCGAAACAGAAGCUACGUAUACAAUUGCAAAUAAGGAUACGUGCUGCCCCAGUGAAGUUCAUCAGAAGAAAGGCCUUCAUACAGUCUGCGUAUUCGACAAUUCGGUCGGUAUAGUGAUUCAAGAUACGGAAUCUAAAGAACCUGUGAAAGAACAACAUACCACAACUAACGAUACUGACGAAACCAUGACUGAUUCAACAGAUUUGGAAAAUGCAUUGAGAAAUACCGAAACUACAGAAACAGUUAACAAAAAAAGGAGCUAUAAAGGGCAAGUUCAAGAUAUGCCAAGAUAUUCCAAAAAAAUUAAGAUGAUGGAUACCGUUCUUCCAAAUGAUUCAGUGUUGCGCAGUGUCGUUCCAGCUGAUCUAAACAAAUUUAUUAACUUAGAUUUACUAUGGGUAAUGUCUCAUUUUUAUGGAGUAGAAACGCCUAUGUGGGUAGGUUUCAAUUCAAAAGUUGUUCAUGACAAAAGCGUCACUCAAAAAGUUUCCUAUAUUACUCCUAUAAAUGAGUUACCCACAGAUUCAUCUGUUGUAUUGGAAACCAUUCGACGAGCACAAAGCAUUGCAAAGGAAUGUGACGAGUUGUACGCGCAGGUAUCGUACGAUUUAGGUAUCGGAAAAAUUGCCUUCCCUUUGAAAAGCACCGAAAAAAAUGUGUUUAUUCAUUUUGGUACUUUCCAUAAUCAAAUGGCAUUUUUCAAGGGUGUUGGAUCGUUUAUAGAUGGCUGCGGUUUAACAAAUGUGUUAGUUGAAGCAGGUUUAAUCGGCACAGGGUAUGUUGCUACAUUUUUGAGCGGUAAGCAUUUCAACAGAUGCAAACGACUUCAUAUUCUGUGUAUGCUAUGUUUGCAAAUGCAAGAAUUUAAAUAUUUCUUGGAAAAGAAGAACAUUAAAGUAGAUGAAAGCGUACAGGAAUACUUGCAAACUUUACAAAAAAAGCCCUUACACAAUUUAUUGAUAAACAACGAGAUCAUAGAUGAAAUCCUGCUCGAAUUCAAAGGAUUUAAAGAAGAAGUGUUAACAGGAAUACACGGAAAAACGCAACAAUUUUACGGCAUGUACAUACAGUUCAUUGAAUACUAUUUAUUACUAGAACGGAGCGUGCGCAUGAGCGACUUGGAUUGCUUUGCUACGUUUUUACCGAAAAUAACCAACAUUUUCUUCACCUUCAACCAAACGAACUACGCUCGUUGGCUAGUUUGGUACCAUAGUGCCUUACUGAACAUCGAUGCAACGCAUCCAGGAUUAAAAAAUGAUUUAGUCAUUGGCGUGAAAAGGACGGAAAAACUAUUUUCUAGGAUACCAUUGGAUCUGACUAUCAACACUGAUGCAACUCGUCGUCUAACCGACAUAAUGGAUCUAACUGAUUCGAUUUCGACUCGUAAAAAUUUGAACAUUACUCAUGGAAUUAGAAGCGCCAUCAUCUCACACGUAUUAUUUGAUUGCGGUCUUGAGAAGAGGCAAGAUGUAACAAAUGAUCUCCUUCGGAAUCGAAUUAAAAAAAGUUUAAUCCAAAGAGAAGCAUUCAUUACUGCUUUAAACGCUCAUAUGAAUCCGUUUUCGGAUCGAGUGAGGCCAGAAAUGUUAUGUAACAUUUCAACGGGACAAGCUGCACCAGUGGAAGUCGCAAAUUUUCUAUUAAAUGCUGAACAUCUUGGGCAGAAGCAACGAAUGGAAAUGAUAGAAAAAUGUUCAGAAGACGAAGAAAGUUUUAAAAAUUACGUGAUAAAGAGAAACAGAAUGUUAAAUUUUGCCACCUGCAUAAAGCCAAAAAAAAUUGAAAUCGGUGGAAAAAUCCAAGAAGUGAAAUUACAACGGGAUCUGUUUGGGCGACUUCUUGGAAUUUGUUUGGAUGCGAAAGUAGACAUGACCAAGAUACUACAAUAUCCUUUGACACCUGUUCCACUUUCCCUUUGCCAUCUUGAUGGAACAAUCAUUAAAACAGUUAAAUCAACUUUAACAGUUGCUCUAGAAAGACAAGUCGAACAUGGUGUACCAGAAAACGUUGACGUGUAUCUUGUAGAUGGAUUUUUUCUAUUACACAACAUGAAACAGAUUCCCAUGACAUAUAGACAAAUUUCGAUGAAAAUUUUACGUCACAUUAUUAACGCUUGUCCUACGGCAAAGGCCAUUUACCUUGUGUUUGAUACAUACAAGAAUCCAUCGUUAAAGGAGGCUGAAUAUGGUUUCAGGAAUACCUUCUCUAGAGAUUAUUGUAUCACAGGACCUGAGCAGAAUCGUCCUGAAAACUUUGCAGUAGAACUGCAAAAUAUUUCUUUUAAAGAGGCGCUAGUUUCAUUUCUAAUGGAACAUUGGAGUACUGAUGAAGUUGCAAAUGAAUUCGGGGAUAAAGAAAUCUACGUAUCUUUUGAUAAAUGUUUCAGGUAUACAGCAUCGAAUGGAAUUGUUUUUCUUCGAAAUAUGAACGAUUACAAAUGCGAAGGGCAUGAGGACGCCGUUACAAAAUUUGCGUUUUACGUAGGUAAACUACACGGAUUCAGUAACGUUGUUAUCUCCUGCGCAGAUACAGACAUAUUGAUUAUUAUAUUAGGAAAUAUGCACAAAUUCGAUCAAUCGAUGAAAAUUUGGCUACAAUUUGGAACAGAAAAUAACCAAAGAUUUAUAAACGCUUCAGAAUUACACAAUAAAUUAGGUCAUAAGCUCUGCACCUCGUUGCCAGCCUUUCACGCGUUCACUGGAUGUGAUUAUAAUCCAGCAUUCAACGGAAAAGGUAAAAAUAUGGCGCUUCAUCUGUUAAUGCAGAAUGAAAAAUAUCAAACUGCUUUUACGGAUAUGUCUGAUCCUGAAAAAUUCAAUGAAGCAAGAAUAAUAGUUGAAGAUUUCGUAUGUAAAAUGUAUGCGACUCGUAUAAACGGCUUGAAAGGAAUAUGUUCUGUAGAUGAAGCGCGUUUACAAUUAAUAUUUUCGAUGAAUUAUUCAAUGAUGGACAAUAUGGAGACGUUCAAACGAAAAGUAUUGAAAUUCGAUGCUUCUUUGCUGCCCCCCUGUACUCGAGAAUUAGAGCAACACAUGUUGCGAACAUUGUACAUAUCAAAUUUGUGGGCGAAUGCUACAUUAGCGGUUCCUUCAAUCUUAGAUUUUCAAAACUAUGGAUGGGUGAAAACAGAUCGUCUUGAAUUCAAAUGGUUCGAAGGCCCUGAAAUGCCAGAGUUAGCAACAGAUAUCAUUAUCCAACCACAAGAAGAAGAAGGUGGUAUAAAUAACGAAAGUUAUCAUUCAGAAUGCGAUGAGGAUCUUGAGGAUGACGACGACGAUAGUGAUAACGAUGUCGAUGACGAUGCAAACGAUAACAAUGAUGACGGUGGCGAGGAUACUUAGUUUUUACAAAGAAUAUCUACUAGGCUUUCAGGACACUUAGAAAAAACCUGUUCAAUGCCCAAUUUGGAAGAUGUUAUGAAACUUGUUACUUCUGCGGCAAAUUUUUUCUCACUAAGUCACAGUUCUUGUACCAUUUUAUUGUUGUUCAUUAUGUAAAGAAAGUAACAAAAGUGUGUAAACAAAAAUUUGGAAAAUAUAAGGAUUGUCGAUGUAAAAAUUGUUUACAUACAAUAUUCAGACAUCCAUCUUCACCAAAUAUAUUUCAUUCCAAUGAAAAAAUGUUGCAGUGCCAAAUUUGUUCUCAAACAUUUCCAACCGAAGGAAUUUUAAAUAAUCAUUUGAAUAUGCACACUGGUAAAAAAUUUUUUAAGUGUGAAAUUUGUUUAAAACAGUUUACCCAAAAAGGCACGUUGAACAGACACCUAAAAAUUCACACUGGAGAGAAACCGUUUAAGUGUGAAAUAUGUUCGAAACUGUUUACAUACAAAAGCAGUUUAAAAUUGCACUCAAAAACUCACACUGGAGAGAAACCGUUCAAUUGUAAAAUAUGUUCAAACCAGUUUACACAGAAAUUUAGUUUAAAAUUGCACUUAAAAAUUCACACAGAAGAAAAUCUGUUCAAGUGUGAAAUAUGUUCGAAACAAUUUUUCCUGAAAAACGAUUUAAAAAAGCACUUACAAACACACACUGGAAAAAAACCGUUCAAGUGUGAAACGUGCUCGAAAGAAUUUGGUCGUAAACACUAUUUAAAAUGUCACUUAAAAAUUCACACCGGAGGAAAACUGUUUGAGUGUGAAACAUGUUCGAAACAAUUUAUCCUAAAGGGCGAUUUAAAAAGGCAUUUACAAAUUCACAACGAAAAAAAACCGUUCAAGUGUGAAACAUGCUCCAAAGAAUUUGGUCGUAAACACUAUUUAAAAUCUCACUUAAAAAUUCACACCGGAGAGAAACUGUUUGAGUGUGAAAUAUGCUCGAAACAGUUUCUAGAGAAAUACACUUUAAAAUGGCACUUAAAAAUUCAUACAGGAGAAAAACCGUUUAAAUGUGAAACAUGUUCGAAACAGUUUACACAUAAACGAAAUUUAAAAAUGCACUUAAAAAUUCAUACUGGGGAAAAACCGUUCGCGUGUGAAAUAUGUUCGAAAAAUUUUAUCCGAAAAGGUGAUUUAAAUUAUCACUUAAAAAUUCACACUGGAAAAAAAUCGUAGCUUAAAAUAAGGAAAAAGUUAUUUUUAUUUUUUUAUUAUUAUUAUUAUUAUUAUUAUUAUUAGGUGAAGGUGACUAUUUGAGGUAUGAAAACAAAUUUCUGUAAAAAAAAUUAUAUCAUUGUUGUUUUCGUUGAAAAUUAAUUGGCCAUCAUCGGUAUGUUAUCUAGUGGCCAUUACUCAUGUUAUGAAUUUCUUUAAAAUUAAUAAAUUUGAAAAAUGUUUUUAGUUAUCAGACAUCCAUUAUAUUUACAUACAAAUGAAGUACUUGAUUAGUUUCUAUAUAAAUACUUAUGUAAAUCCUAUUUUCUCACUAAUACACACUGCAAAAGUUACAAAUAAUCAUAGUACUUACCUUCGGAGACGAAGGCAUGGGAACCCUAAAGGCCAAAUCAAUGAGGAUGAGCUAUGCGUUCAACUCAUUGACUAUAAGGCCAAAGGUCGAAAAAGUGGCUGAAGCGAACCUAGUGAAGACUUCUUGGUAGAUGCCCCUUUCCCCCCCAAUUUAAGUUAAUAGUGGAGGACAUCAAGCCAGAAAAAAUGGCAAUCGAUGACCUACAGCAAGAGAACUCUGAGGAGCCACAAGAGAUCAUCCCCUCCCCGCUUUUGGAGGAAGGGAUGGUUGAAUAAAAAACCACUUUGCUGUCCAAUUUUUUACGCAAGACCGAGAAGCAAUAAAAGAGCUUUCCCAGCAACCGACAACCUAGAACAGCUAUUUACAUUUCUAGAAAAUAACAGCGGUUAGGAUAGAAUACGCCAUCAAAAGGGAAAAGAAAACGUUAAUCGUGGCAUUUGCAUACCGUCCCUCCGAUGCAACUGCUCCACCACCCAGUAAAGAGAUGGAGGAUCUGAUUGCAUACUGCCUGGAACAGAAGUUCAAGCUGGUAAUAGGUUGCGACUCAAACGCUCAUCACUUCAGUUGAGGCAGUAAGGAUAACAACGCUAGAGGUAAAUCACUUUAUGGUUAUAUAAUUACCAAAAAUCUUUGUAUUUUAAACAAAGGUACUACACCAACAUUUUUAAACUCUCG
Psylliodes chrysocephalus is the source of this 7017-nucleotide messenger RNA. The record is from the annotation of a GenBank genome assembly. Lineage: Eukaryota; Metazoa; Arthropoda; Insecta; Coleoptera; Chrysomelidae.